Molecule: messenger RNA, 3214 nt
Organism: Cylicocyclus nassatus
Lineage: Eukaryota; Metazoa; Nematoda; Chromadorea; Rhabditida; Strongylidae
Source: the annotation of a GenBank genome assembly
AUGUACAUUGUAACACUCUCUACUACUCGCUUAGCAAACAUUUGGGUGAAAAAAUUCACAGUGAUGAGGCCGCUUGAACGCUUAUUCUACACUUAUGGAGAUUUUCUUGCUAGGCAUCCAUGGCCUUUCAUCAUCGUCCCUACCCUCCUAACAAUCAUCUCAUCAUAUGGUAUGGUCUUCUUCCAUUCGCAAGAUGAUAUCUGGGACAUCUACGCCCCAUUGGACGGUCUUUCACGAGUAGAAGAAAAAGCUCUGCUGCCAUUCGAAUACGCCUCAGCCUCUCAUCACUAUAGGAUGCAAGUCUUAGUUACGAAAAAAGACGGUGGAAAUGUAUUAACAAUGGAUGCUUUAGAUGAAAUGCUCGAAGUACAAAAGUACGUCACAGAGAAUAUAACAUUCUCCAAUGGUCUGAAAAAUUUCGAAUAUUACGAUAUAUGUGGUGUUUACUGUGGUGACAGCAAUAGCGGUGUCAUCGCUUUUCUACAGACUGCACUAGCGUCAGAAGGUUUAUCAUCGAUGAAACUCACAUUCCCAAUUGCUCAAGCUCUUCAGAAACGAAUUUUUCUCGGCUAUUCACUUGGUAAUCUUACAUAUUCCAAGCAGCGACCGGGUGAAGUGGAAAAGGCCGGAUUGUUGAUUUUGCAUUACAUGGUUGACACAUCUUUACCCAAUGGAAGAGUCCUAGCUGAAGAUUUUGAAACGAAGCUCAACAAGAUUUUCGCUUCCUUGACUGCAUCUUCGAAGGAACUGAAGUAUUCCACUUUGAGCAGAACUAGAGAAAUGAAGGAGCAAAGGGACAUCACAAUAACCGCAUUGCCUUUCCUCUUCGUUACCGUAGGCAUUCUCGUUCUUUUCAUGCUUGUUACCAAUAUUGAGUUUCCUCUAUAUAGAAGUCAAUACAUGGAGUCGAUUGUGGGAGUAAUCUCCCCGUCAAUGGCUCUUUGGACUAGCGGUGGCUUCCUGUUCUGGAUUGGAUUCCCAUUUUCUAACAUUCUCACCGUCGUUCCAUUCCUCGUAGUCGUUAUUGGAAUCGAUGACGCUUUCCUUGUUUUGGCUGGUUGGCGACAAUCAACGAAAGGAGCACCGCUAGAACAACGAAUCGCCGAGUCUGUAGCGAUAUCUGGCGCUUCCGUUACCGUUACAUCUGUCACCGAUGUCCUAUGCUUUGCCAUUGGUCUCUUCUCCAAUAUGCCUGUUAUUCGACUCUUCUGCUUGUUCACUUCUCUAGCUCUAUUCGUCGAUUACGUGUACCAGAUGACUUUCUUCACAGCUGUGAUGAGCUUUAUCGUACGAAGACAGAUUAAACUCGAUAGAAAAGCGAUAGAGAGCAAAGUUGCACCGGAAAUCAAAGUCCUACCGAUGGACAAGACAAAGGAUAAACUUGGCGAAACGGCUAUUUUCACUGUGAUGAUGCCCGCGUUUACACCACCACCAGUAAGAAAACCCACAAAGGGCAAAUUGGAGAUUUUUGUCGAAAUUCUGCACACAAAGACUGCCAAAAUUUUGGUGAUGGCGACAUUCUUCGCACACAUUGGGAUUAGCGCAUAUCUAGCUAGUAGUGUAAGCACGGACUUUGACAUGGAAAACCUUUACCUGGAAGGAUCACCGCUGACCGAAGUUUCCCGAAAAAUGCAGGAUUUCGUUCUUCGCGAAGCGUUUGUCGUCAAUUUCGCUGUGCAACCCAUGCCUGAUAUACAAAACGCUACCAUUCGUGAAAAGUUCGAGGAAAUGGUUGAUCGAUUAGAGCACAUUCCAAAGUACGGAGGCGGACCAGAUAAUACGAUCCUUUGGAUUAGAGACUACAGCAGCGCUGUUGCUUUUUGGGGUGAAGAAGAGGAUUUCUGGGAUCCUAAGACUUUGCUGAAAAAUUAUCGUGAUUAUGGAAUGGAGGAUAGAUUUGUCAUCAGCAAACGUCUCAAGGAUGGCUCUGAAGUAAUAGAUGGAUUUUAUUUCAUAAUUGCUUACAAAAAUAUGAGCACAUUCACGGAUGUUAAGAAAAUGAUGGAUCAAAGACGAGCUAUAAUCGAUUCCUAUCCAUUCCACGUGCUAUCUCAUCAUCCCUUCGAGAAAGUCCCAACAGAAAGUGCUGCUAGUGUUCCCAAGAACUUCCUUCAAACAGCUUUGUCCGCCGUAAUUCUGAUGUCCAUCCUCGUUUUGCUUUUCGUUAUGAACUGGGAAGCGAUCAUCUCCGUUAUCAUAUCCAUCCUAUCCAUAUGCUUGGGUAUCGUUGCCUACCUCAAUCUAUGGCAUGUCAACCUCGACGCAGUUUCCCUGAUCAGUAUCCUGAUGAGUGUAGGAUUCUCCGUAGACUAUUCAGCCCAUGUUUGCUACCACUACUUUGCACAUGCCCAAGAAGAGAGCAAAGACAAUAAGUCCGAAUUGGGAUCUGUCGAGUCUGGUAGUAGCAGCACAAGUAGCGAAUCUAUCAGCAGUUCACUUAGCAAAUCGAUACGAGAACAUUCGGUGAAGCGAUUGGUCGCAACUUUGAAUGGCGUUGGUUGGCCAGUGGUCCAGAGUGGAUUGAGUACCGUAAUAGGCAUGUUCCCACUGAUGUUCGUUCGAGCAUAUGUGGUUGCUGUAUUUUGGAAAACGGUGCUACUUGUCGGAUUCCUCGGCAUGUUCCAUGCUUUACUUCUCUUACCCGUCAUAUUCAUCUUAACCGAGGAUCUCAAACGUUUCUUCAGAUUUCGGUAGUAAUUUUACCCACCUAUAACCAUUUUCUUCGUAGUAUGCUCAUUUCUUAUCACCUUAUCAACAAAUAUGGGUAUUGACACUGCUUUUCAUUGUCGUGUGUGUUUGUUAAUUUUUGCUUGCGCAAAGCUUGAUUUGCUCGCAAAUAUCUUGUUGUUUGUUCAUAUAGGAACUUAAACAUAUUAUUUUCAAAUCAUCGAUUCAUUUGCCUUAAUUUCCGCUAUAUUGAUUGAUCUUGUCACAUACUGAUCACGCACUUUGCAUUCUCUAAUUUUCAUUCUGUAUAGCCACGAAUGACUAACGCUCCACGCAUCCUGUAAGAGAUUGCUUAUCACUUGUGUCUAGUCUUUUUCUCCAUUUUUUUCUCUCUUUCCCUCUUUUGCCUUUACUGUACAGUAGAUCGAUCGAAUCUAGCAAAUGUCUUUCUAUCGGUGUGUAAAGUCUUAAAAUUACAUUUGUUGUAAACAGAAGUACAAGCAAACAACCCUUGGAAGGUUAUCGCGGAAAAUCUGCUAUAAUCAGG